This is a messenger RNA of Esox lucius (northern pike), 2599 nucleotides long. Its product is annotated as tripartite motif-containing protein 16-like. The record is from RefSeq and is a predicted model, not a curated record. The coding region runs from base 231 to 1883 and encodes 550 amino acids. Gene Ontology annotation, molecular function: protein binding; zinc ion binding. Lineage: Eukaryota; Metazoa; Chordata; Actinopteri; Esociformes; Esocidae. The transcript is spliced from 6 exons.
AUUGGGAGAAAUAAUGACCUAGACCUUGAAGGUAACACAGAAUUGAGAAUAUUUACUCUGGCUAUGAUAGAUCAAUAAUGCCCUCUACUGGCCAGACCUGAUAUCUGACAUCUGAGUUCACCACAGAACCAGGAAGUCACAGAAAACAAACCACUCCUCUGAAAAGAAACUGUUCAAGGAAAACAAAAGUAAUCUCUAGUUCUUGUUCUCUCUUUGUAUGUGUGUGAAAAAUGACAGAGGCCGUAACCUCAAUUAGUUGUUCGAUCUGUUUAGAUUUACUGAAGGAUCCAGUAACUAUUCCCUGUGGACACAGUUACUGUAUGGGCUGUAUUAAGGGCUGUUUGCAUCAGGAAGAUGACAGGGGUAUCUACAGCUGCCCCCAGUGCAGACAGACCUUCAUACCAAGACCUGUUCUAAACAGGAACACCAUGUUUUCUGAAUUGGUGGAGAAUCUGAAGAAGACAAGACACCAAGCUGCUCCUCCUGAUCAUUAUUAUGCUGGACCUGGAGAUGUGGAGUGUGAUUUCUGCACUGGGAGAAAACUCAAAGCUGUCAAGUCCUGUCUGGUGUGUCUGGCCUCUUACUGUGAGACUCACCUCCAGCCUCACUGUGAUUUUCCUGUCUUUAAAAAGCACAAGUUGGUCCAAGCCUCCAAACAACUACAGGAGAAGAUCUGUUCUCAUCAUGACAAAAUACUGGAGGUUUACUGUCGUACUGAUCAGCAGUGUAUUUGUCUGCUCUGUACAAUGGAUGAACAUAAAGGACAUGAUACAGUCUCAGCUGCAGCAGAAAGGACUGAGAAACAAAGACAGUUUGGGGAGAAAUAUUUGGAAUCCCAGAAGAGUAUUGGGGGGAGAGAGAAGAAGAUUCAGGAGUUGAGACAGGCUGUGGACACUCUGAAGCACUCUGCACAGGCAGCAGUUGAGGACAGUGAGAGGAUCUUUACUGAGCUGAUCUGCUACAUUGAGAAAAGACGCUCUGAGUUGAAGGAGCUGAUCAGAGCUCAGGAGAAGACUGAAGUGAGUCGGGCUGAAAGACUCUUGAAAAAACUGGAGCAGGAGGUUGCUGAGCUGAGGAGGAGAGAUGUUGAGUUGAAGCAGCUCUCACACACAGAGGAUCACAUCCAUUUCCUCCAGAGUUUCCAGUCUCUCUGUGUCUCUCCUGGAUCUGAGGUCUUACCCAGUAUCACUGUCUAUCCACACAUCUCCUUUGAGCAUGUAAAGAAAUCACUCUCUGAACUGAAAGGUCAAAUACAGGAUAUAUGUAAAAAGGAACUGGACAGGAUAUCUGGGGAAGUGACUAGAGUUCAGAUUGGACCACCUGCUGAGCCCAAGACCAGAGAGGGUUUCUUAACAUAUUCCUGCCAGCUGACAUUGGAUCCCAAUACAGUAUAUCAGAACCUGUGUCUCUCUGAGGAGAACAGAAAGGUGACAUGGAGUGAUGAGGUCCAGUCCUAUCCUGACCAUCCUGACAGAUUUACCUCCUGUAGACAGGUGUUGUGUAGAGAGGGUCUGUCUGGAGUCUGUUACUGGGAGGUAGAGUGGAGUGGGCAGUGGGUUCGUGUAGCCUUCUCAUAUAAAGAGAUCAGCAGGAAAGGAGAUGGUGGUGAGUCUUGGUUUGGUAAUAAUGAUCAGUCCUGGAUGUUAUCCUGUUCUACAUCCAGCGGCGGUUUCUACCACGAUAGUACCAGUACUGAUAUCCCUGUCCCCUGCUCCUCCAGAGUAGGAGUGUAUUUGGACCACAGGGCAGGAACUCUGUCCUUCUACAGUGUCUCUGACACAAUGACUCUCCUCCACAGAGUCCAGACCACAUUUACUCAGCCACUCUAUCCUGGGUUCUAUGUUUAUAGUGGAUCUGUGAAGAUACUGACACCUAUUCAGUGAUCCUUCGAUCAGUCUGCUUCUAUCAAUGUAUAAAGAUUGAUUUAAGAUUACAGAUAUUAUUUAGAACAACAUGAUAUAGUUACAAAUUUGCAUGUACACAUAUUUCAAUCAAACUAAGUGGAACAAAGUGAGCCAGAGGUCUUGGUUCCUUAAUGAAUAUGAACACAUAACAAGCCAUGCACAACAUUAGUGAAGGGAGUUGAUUGACAGCUGAAAUGAAACAAUCAUCAUGGGGUUUAGUUCAGUCAAUGUCUAAACCCUACUGAAUUAUUUAACAGAGGUGUUUCUUCUUAAACUAUGGGUAUUUUGAGUUGGUUGUUUAUCUGUCAACAGAAAUAUAUUCAUAAAUAUUUACCAAGUGUAUUUGAAGCAUUAUUAAAUGUUGUACAAAACAGAAUUUAUUUUUAUUAUGAAAUGUUUUGAAAAUAAUGUAAUUAUUGACUGUGUAGAAUGUUUCUGUGUGAGGUGAUUUCAGGUAAACAGAGUAACAUCUUAUCCACCUAGUCAAUCAAUCAUUCAAUCAAAUGUAUUUAUAAAGCCCUUUAUACAACAGCAGUUGUCACAAGAGGCAAACAACAGUUGUGUUGAAUUUCAGUGGCUAGGAAAAACACCCUAAGAAGACCUAAAUUUAGGAAGAACCCUAGAGAGGACACAGGCUCAGAGGGGUGACCAGUCCUCUUCUGACUGUGCCGGGUGAAAUAUUAAGAGUCCAAUUG